This is a messenger RNA of Radiomyces spectabilis, 1430 nucleotides long. RefSeq lists its product as uncharacterized. Lineage: Eukaryota; Fungi; Mucoromycota; Mucoromycetes; Mucorales; Radiomycetaceae. The transcript is spliced from 3 exons. Bases 443 to 1225 code for a protein of 260 amino acids. The record is from RefSeq and is a predicted model, not a curated record.
GUAAUCAAUAAUCUACGUACUGAAUAUGUACAAAAUAGGCGACCAUAUACAAUAAAUGUGAGUCUCGGGAUAAGUUCAGAAAAAAGAGCGCCGAAGCUCAUUAACGUCCAUAACACGCAGAUUAAAAUACCGACUUGUUGCUAGAUUUCGCAUGAUUUUCGGGUCGCUCUCACCAAAUAACCGUUGCGAUAGUAUCCGCUUUCUACAAUAUUAUAGGCAACAACCUAUAAGCAGUUGCUCUUUCCUCAAACGUGCUAAAUGCUUUUUUAGAGUUACCAAACGCUACUGUGGUGAGUUAUGGUUGUGGAGAUAAACAGUAAGUAAUAACAAAUUUAUCAGCAGGUGCAGUUUUUUACAGUGGUUUUUUUUUCCCUUUCUUUCCCUGGACCGCCACGUCCGUUAUCGCGAAGCCAUUUCCGCGAUCCGAGUACAGUACACCAACAUGGGACAUCAUCGCAAAUCUGCUUCUUGUACCGCCAUUCCUCCUGCCUCAGUUUUUUCUUCCGCAUCCUCUUCGAGCAGUAACAUUCCAGGCAACCUUGCCGGUUUGUCAGAUCACGGCCAUGGUUAUGCCAUGAUGAAUCCCAAAGCCGAAAAUUCCGCUACAACAAGCGCACGAACACAUACUAUCCACGACGAAACUACAAUAAGCCAGCGACAGUUGUCUUCAUCCACGGUCAACGGGACCGUGUUCCCACUACCGUCGGUUUGCUUAUUUUCGCAAAGUGCGCUGGCCAACGAGAAUUCACUGGAGGAGGAAAUCGUUCCUUACACCUCCGAUGAUGUAUCGUCGGAACAUAUUACCUUGCUUGUUGGUAUACUGGAAUCUCUACUUCGGUUCGCGGAUGAGAUACCAAACUCGGUGGAAAAAGACCUUUGGGACGACGAAAGAUUGUCGAUCGAUGAUAAAGUGCCGGACAGUAACAGCGAAAGACAGAAAGAAGAGAGCGGUUGUGCUAUCCUUGCGCUGAGUAAUUUCAAGGUGCUGGUAUGCAGUCUAAGCGACGGUACCGUGACCGAUUACCGAUACCGAGAUGAUUUAUGUUUGGUGGUCAUUGUGUCAACCGUCUUCUCUGAUGAGACGUUGCUUAAAAAUAUGAAACUUAUGCAGCAAACAAUCCAAGCAUCUGGGAUAACCCAAAAAGGAACGUGCAAGGAAGUAGGCCAGCAUAUCCUUCCAUUGGCUCGUUAUUGGUUUCAUCAUUCAGAAAAUUCCAGGUCAUGAUUCGCGUCUGCCUGUUGCUGUCAAGAACAUGCGAGUUGAUCUAUCCCGGUAAAUCGAAUCGAGGGAUUAGGUUGAUCCACCGUCAAUCUGUGUCUUAUUCUACAAAAUAAUGGGUGUAGGAUAUAUUCAAUCUAUUGCGGUAACAGUUCAUGUAUGCGGCUUUGAUUAUCAUUGAAUAAAUGUAUGAUAUGACAAAAAAGGAACA